AUGGAGGACUCAGAGAGGGUCAGGGAAUCCAGGGGGCCCAGAGGGCCAGGAAAUCCAGGGGGCCCAGAGGGCCAGGAAAUCCAGGGGGCCCAGAGGGCCAGGAAAUCCAGGGGGCCCAGAGGGCCAGGGAAUCCAGGGGGCCCAGAGGGCCAGGGAAUCCAGGGGGCCCAGAGGGCCAGGAAAUCCAGGGGGCCCAGAGGGCCAGGGAAUCCAGGGGGCCCAGAGGGCCAGGGAAUCCAGGGGGCCCAGAGGGCCAGGAAAUCCAGGGGGUCCAGAGGGCCAGGAAAUCCAGGGGGCCCAGAGGGCCAGGGAAUCCAGGGGGCCCAGAGGGUCAGGGAAUCCAGGGGGCCCAGAGGGCCAGGAAAUCCAGGGGGCCCAGAGGGCCAGGGAAUCCAGGGGGCCCAGAGGGCCCAGAGGGCCAGGAAAUCCAGGGGGCCCAGAGGGCCAGGGAAUCCAGGGGGCCCAGAGGGCCAGGGAAUCCAGGGGGCCCAGAGGGCCAGGGAAUCCAGGGGGCCCAGAGGGCCAGGGAAUCCAGGGGGCCCAGAGGGCCAGGGAAUCCAGGGGGCCCAGAGGGCCAGGGAAUCCAGGGGGCCCAGAGGGCCAGGGAAUCCAGGGGGCCCAGAGGGCCAGGGAAUCCAGGGGGCCCAGAGGGCCAGGGAAUCCAGGGGGCCCAGAGGGCCAGGGAAUCCAGGGGGCCCAGAGGGCCAGGGAAUCCAGGGGGCCCAGAGGGCCAGGGAAUCCAGGGGGCCCAGAGGGCCAGGGAAUCCAGGGGGCCCAGAGGGCCAGGGAAUCCAGGGGGCCCAGAGGGUCAGGGAAUCCAAGGGGCCCAGAGGGCCAGGGAAUCCAGGGGGCCCAGAGGGCCAGGGAAUCCAGGGGGCCCAGAGGGCCAGGGAACCCAGGGGGCCCAGAGGGCCAGGGAAUCCAGGGGGCCCAGAGGGCCAGGGAAUCCAGGGGCUCUAA
Messenger RNA from Procambarus clarkii (red swamp crayfish), 960 nucleotides. RefSeq names its product S-antigen protein-like. The record is from RefSeq and is a predicted model, not a curated record. NCBI's taxonomy places the organism in Eukaryota, Metazoa, Arthropoda, Malacostraca, Decapoda, Cambaridae.